Molecule: messenger RNA, 3837 nt
Organism: Clupea harengus (Atlantic herring)
Lineage: Eukaryota; Metazoa; Chordata; Actinopteri; Clupeiformes; Clupeidae
Gene: foxk2b
Product: forkhead box K2b
Biological process (GO): regulation of transcription by RNA polymerase II
Molecular function (GO): protein binding; DNA-binding transcription factor activity, RNA polymerase II-specific; RNA polymerase II cis-regulatory region sequence-specific DNA binding
Source: RefSeq, a predicted model, not a curated record
UUCUCCUUCCCUUUCUCUCUGUAUCGCGGCGGUGGGUCGGUGCCGCUGUCUGUGGACCCCCACGUUCCCCUCGAAAUUUUCUGUUUUAAUUUAGAUGCCCUGUCCCCAAUUCGGCCAUUAGCGAUACCAAAUAAAGCUCAUCCUGGGGCAUCUUGAAACUGACGUUAGAUUAAUUAUUUCUCGGAAAUUAUAGCAUUUAUCCAGAAAAUGGCGGUGGUAAGCGGGUUGGCUGGGCCGGCUGUUGCCCGGCUCGAGGGCCGUGAAUUCGAAUAUAUGAUGAAAAAGCGCUCGGUAACCAUUGGGAGGAACUCGUCGCAGGGCUCUGUGGAUGUGAGUAUGGGCCAUUCCAGCUUCAUAUCCCGAAGACAUCUUGAAAUCUUUACAGCCGGCGAGGAUGGCACAGGCAGCGGUGACUUUUACCUGCGUUGCCUUGGCAAAAAUGGGGUGUUCGUGGAUGGGGUGUUCCUGAGGCGAGGUGCAGCUCCUCUUCAGCUUCCUAAAGUGUGCACCUUCCGUUUCCCCAGCACUAACAUUAAGAUCAACUUCACGGCGCUGCCGAGUGUGAAGAGGGAAAAGCGUGAAGCCCCCGAGUCGCCCAUCAAGCCUGUGCAGCCGCAGAUCUCCCCCCUCACCAUCAACAUCCCAGACAACAUUGCCCACCUCAUGAGCCCUCUGCCGUCCCCUACGGGGACAAUCAGCGCGGCUAACUCGUGUCCGUCCAGUCCGCGGGGCGGCGGCUCCUCCGGCUACAAAAUCGGCCGCAUCACCGCCUCCGACCUGCAGCUGAUCGGGGACAACUCUCACUCAGAGAACGACAAGGAGGCCUCGGGAGGAGACAGUCCCAAGGAUGACUCUAAACCCCCGUACUCAUAUGCACAGUUGAUAGUCCAGGCCAUAACGAUGGCCCAGGACAAGCAGCUGACACUAAAUGGCAUCUAUACGCACAUCACCAAGAACUACCCCUAUUACAGGACGGCAGAUAAGGGCUGGCAGAAUUCCAUCCGACACAACCUGUCGCUGAACCGCUACUUCAUCAAAGUGCCACGUUCCCAAGAGGAGCCGGGCAAGGGCUCGUUCUGGAGGAUCGACCCGUCAUGCGAGGGCAAGCUGAUCGAGCAGGCCUUCAGGAAACGACGUCCGCGGGGCGUACCCUGCUUCCGCACCCCGCUGGGGCCACUCUCGUCCAGGAGUGCCCCGGCCUCUCCAAACCACUCGGGGGUUCUCUCCGCCCACUCCAGCGGGGUGCAGACCCCUGACAGCCUAUCCCGUGAGGGCUCGCCUGUUCCCGCGGAGUCUGAGCCCGCCCCUGCUCCAGCCCCGCCCCCACCCACGACUGUGCAGCCCAAACUCGCCGUGAUACAAGAAGCACACUUUGCCCAAGGUACGUCAGGUUCACCUUUGGGCAGUCAGCCCGUGCUCAUCACCGUGCAGCGGCAGCUCCCCCAGACGGUGAAGCCCAUGACGUACGCGGUGGCGACGCCGGUCACGUCGUCCUCGCAGCAGCCCCUCAUGCAGACGGUGCACGUGGUGCAUCAGCUGCCCGCCGUGGCCGUCAGCAGCGUAGCCACCCUCACCGCCGCUAACACCUACACCGUCACCACGCAGAACGCCACCGGAGCCGCCACCAUCGCCGCGGCGGUCAAGAGUGAACCGCACCAGAACGGGGACCACAUUGAGGCCAAAGUGAAAGUGGAGGCCAUGCCCACCAUUACCCAUACUGCCCUCGGCUCGGCCGGCCGCAUCCUCCAGGGCAGCGCAUCAGGCCAGCCCCUGCAGACCGUCACCAUAGUGCAGCAGGCGCCGCUGGGUCAGCACCAGCUGCCAAUCAAACCCAUCACACAGAACGGCACCCACCUCCUGCCCAUCGCCACUGCCAUCCAGGCCACGGCUAGCCCAGUAGCCACGGCGGUGGCCAGCCCCCUGCACAUGCUCGCGACCCACGCCUCGGCCUCGGCCUCCCUCCCCACCAAACGGCAGAACGGGGAGCGGGAAUCUCCCAACGGCGCACAGCCCCCCGAGUCCAAGCGCCUGAAGACGGACUCGGAGGCCGGCGCCGGCCCAGACUCCAACUCAGCAGCACCGCCGCCGCCGCCAACCGCCACAGACACAGCAGCUGCAGCCAAAGACGAGGAAGAUGUGAGGAAGACCUUCUAAAGAAAGCAGACCACCCAAAGCCUCAAGCCCCUCCCCUGCCGUGAGCCAAGCCAAGCCAAGCCAGCAUGGCCCCUGAGCAGAGCUGCCCUGACAGGACGCCUUAAAUCACCUGGAUGUGAAGACUCCGCAGUGAGAGGCCGAUUUCCCCAAACCCAACCGGAACAACCACCACCACCACCACCACCAUCACGCUCCCCUAAGCCCUUUACCACCCCACCAUCUACCACCCUUCCAACCCAACCCACCCCCCACCCCACCAGGCCAGAGGAAAGGGGGCCAACCAGUAGCAUUUUUAAUAGGAGCCUCAUUGAGAGGGGUCAAUAGCCAGAACUUAGAAUCAGAACCAGACCUGGUGUAUUCAGCUCAAAGGGAUCAAAAGCACCGUUUCCUCCACGCAUCGUGGCAGCUAGCCUCCUCUUGAACUGAGACUGAUCCACUCCUUCCCCCUGGUCGCAGCUGUUCAAGUAGAAAUGCAGUAUUUUGUUGUUCAUACAUGAAGCAUAGGACCUUUUUUUUGUGUUUUGGUUGUACUUUCAUUUCUAUAGAGUAAAAGAGUAACAACAAAAAACUAUUCUAUUGACAAGAAAACAUGGAGACAGUGGUGGUGCAUUGACAUUUAGAAAAAAAUGAACUUUAAAAAAAAAAAAACACACAACUCGCAGCAUUUCUAUGUGGACUUAUGGUUUUAAUUCCAUUCUUUUUUCGGUUCGCUGAAACUGAGUGUAGUUUCUUUUCUAUGAUAAAAGAAUAACCAUAUAAGGAGUUUUUUUUGUUUUGUUUUGUUUUGUUGUUUUUGUUGUCACCGUUGCUGCCGAAUCGGGUUAGUUCUUGUGUUGUUCCACCUCCCUACAUGUUUUCAUACUUGCACAGAUAACUGAGAUAAAACAUUACGUGAUUGCCAUGUGUAGUUAUUCGGACGCUUCGUCGAGCUUGCAUGUACCAGAUUAGAGAAGAACCUGAGCCGGUAACUAUACAUUUAACCGAACUGAAGAAAAAAAAACAACAACCUGCUUUUGAAUCAGACCGAUCUGCACUUGAUUUAAUGUUCUUGUUUUUUUUUUUUAUUACUUUAUUUAGUUGUUUUUGUUUACUCCCCCUGCGGUUGUUUUUCCUUGGCUGUUGUUGGCUCCGUGGUGUUAGCAGACCCUUGCUUGAAGAAUCCCCCCUCCCCCAGUCCACAACCCUUUUUUCUGUUCCCCUGCUCUGGCGCGUCUGUCCUCAAGAUUGUAUGUGUUCACCGCGAAAGGCAAAAAAAUAAGCGAUCGAUGUUUGUUCUGCUUCAGUGGGUAAAAAUGCUUUUUUUUUAUAAAUUAAUUUAAAAACCUUAUCAACCUCAGAACUGGCUGUGUUUCCUUGCGUUUAUUCACACGACCUUAGGAUGACCUCUACAGUUGAGUAGAGGGUGUGGUGAUGUUUUCAAAUCAUUUCAGAAAUAUUUUAAUUGGGCCAAACAAAUUGUAUUUAAGAUAAGAGCAUUUUCUUUGUGAUAUUAAAGCCUGGGUUACAAAAAAUCACAGUUAAAAAAAAAAAAAACUAAAAAAAAUCGAAUGCCCCAAGGGCUUUUUCUGGUCAUAUGUAGGCAAAUACAACAACAGAAAUAUUUUAUUCACCUCAAGUCAGUGGGAAUAUAAACAAAGACUGUAAUUGAACUUCAAUAAAUACAACUAUCAUAUGUCCCAUGAA